Panicum virgatum (switchgrass) is the source of this 1589-nucleotide messenger RNA. RefSeq names its product probable carboxylesterase 15. Bases 453 to 1421 code for a protein of 322 amino acids. The transcript has a single exon. Gene Ontology annotation, molecular function: hydrolase activity. NCBI's taxonomy places the organism in Eukaryota, Viridiplantae, Streptophyta, Magnoliopsida, Poales, Poaceae. The record is from RefSeq and is a predicted model, not a curated record.
CCAUUCAUCUUCAAAUGUAAUCAUGUCUUCCCUCCCAACUCCCAUGAGGCCAUGACUACCUCUACCUUCCUCUUUUCUGGCUUGAACAAAAUCACCAUCUUGCCUCAAGCCACUCUGAUGCCGUCACAUCUCACCUGGCUUAUCCUAAUUUAAACACCUAAGCAGCCCUUGAUAUUUCUGUGCCGGCCGUGUCUGCCACGGAACUGACGCGACCUCGCAACGUCGCAACCACAUCCCACAUGCCAAGACCGAUGCUUGCUUGUCCGGUGUUGAGUGUGAGAUGACGUGGACCAUGUCCUCUACGCUUUGAGUCUUCCAUUAAUCCAUUCAGGUUUCAGAAAGAAAAAACAACCACCCGGAGAAUAAUCCAGCGCUGCAGUCGUGAGUGUGCUGGCGGUGUCGCGACGUUCUUAGCCACCAGUCGUUCCAACGCCGUCGCCGAUCGGCCAACCAUGUCCAGCGACGCCGCGCCGCACGUCGUCGAGGACUUGUUCGGCGUCGUCCGGCUCCUCAGCGACGGCUCCGUCGUCCGCGGCGACGAAUCCGUCCUCAUGCCGGCGGGGCCGUUCCCGGACGUCCCCGGGGUUCGGUGGAAGGACGCCGUGUACGACGCCACGCGCGGCCUCAAGGUCCGCGUGUACAGGCCGCCGCCGCCGGGGGCCGGUGGAGAAGAAGGUAGCAAGCUCCCCGUGCUCGUGUACUUCCAUGGAGGCGGCUACUGCGUCGGCUCCUACGACCACCCCAUGUUCCACUCCUGCUGCCAGCGCUUCGCCGCCGAGCUCCCCGCCGUGGUUCUCUCCGUCCAGUACCGCCUCGCCCCCGAGCACCGCCUCCCCGCGGCCGUCGAGGACGCCGCGACGUUCUUCGCGUGGCUGCGCGGGCAGGCCGACCCGUGGCUCGCCGAAUCCGCCGACCUCGCCCGGACGUUCGUGUCCGGCGUGUCGGCCGGCGCGAACCUGGCCCACCACGUCGUCGUACGCCUCGCCGCGCGGCAGCUCGCGGCCGACCCGGUGCGCGUCGCCGGGUACGUCCUCUUGUCGGCGUUCUUCGGCAGCGUCGAGCGCACGGUGACGGAGGCCGAGUCCCCGGCCAGCGUGUCCCUGACGGCCGCGGUCGACAAGCUCUGGCGCAUGGCGCUGCCGGUGGGCGCCAGCAGGGACCACCCGCUGGCGAACCCGUUUGGCCCGGACAGCCCGAGCAUGGAGCCGCUGCCGCUGCCACCGGCGCUCGUCGUGGCGCCAGGGCUCGACAUGCUUCGUGGCCAUAUGCGGCGCUACGCGGCGAGGCUGGAGGAGAUGGGGAAGGCCGUGGAGCUCGUCGAGUUCGCGGGGGAGCAGCAUGGCUUCUCCGUGAGAGGUUGGGGCGAGGCGAACGAUGAGUUGGUCCGGAUCUUGAAGCGUUUUGUAGGCCAGAUGAAGUGAACGGGUGAUAAUAGUUAAGGGUGUGUUUAGAUCUUUACCUGUAAAUUUUUUAAAAGAAAAUUUUAUUAUUUUGGAGUACUAAAUGAAAUUUAUUUAUAAAACUUUUUGUACAGAUGGGUUGUAAAUCACGAGACUAAUCUAAUGAGACUAAUUAAUCCAUGAUUAAUU